Messenger RNA from Lachancea mirantina, 3924 nucleotides. The record is from the annotation of a GenBank genome assembly. NCBI's taxonomy places the organism in Eukaryota, Fungi, Ascomycota, Saccharomycetes, Saccharomycetales, Saccharomycetaceae.
AUGACGAGAGUUACGAGGAAUUGGAGAGAUGAAUCUGAGGACGAUUUAGGCAGUUCCAAUACUCAAGAAAUUAAAGAUGAGAAUGGAAUUGUGCACACGACUUCGAGAAGUCUGCGAAAAGUAAAUUACGCGGAGGAUUCGAACAGUGAUGAAAAUAAGGAAGAUGAAGCAUACGGGCAGGGCAACUACGCCGGUGCCCAAGCAGUUGAUGAUGAUGGUGACGAAGACGAAGAUGUGAGCGCUUUUAGGCGACAUUCCAACAGGACGAGACAAAAUGCGACCUUUUACUCCGAAAACGAGGACCAUGAUCCUCACACCGUAGAUUGGGCCACUGCAAAUGCCACCGUUGUGAACCAAGAGCCAGCGCAGCAGGAGGAAAACUUUGAAACUGAUCAAUACGAAACCAGCCAAGGGUCUCACGCGCGUGCGAACAACAAGUCCCUAAACCAAGACGAAGACGAAAGCUUUCACGAAGACGACGUACAGGACCUCGAUGAUGACAUGCCAGAAUCCGAGGACGAAUAUCUCUCUGACGACUCUGUAAGAAGACAUCAAAGACGUGCGGACCAGAAUUUCAUUGUAAACGACGAAGGAGAUCAAGACACAGAUGAAGACGACAAGCCGCUUUUACAUCGAAAUUUUAGAAACUCUACGCUAAGAGCAAGAAGAAGUCGUCCAAGGGACCGCUCGCCACCCAGAAAAUUGAGAAGGAGAACUAGGUCCACAUAUCACAGUGAUGAAGAGGGCUACGGAAAUGAACCCCUUUCUUUGGCAGAUGAACUAAAGGAACUACGAGACGACAGCCCCAUUCGUGAGAAGCGUUCCUUGCGAGAACGUACAAAGCCGGUUAAUUACACAUUACCACCUCCCCUGCCCGAUCAUAGUGCGAGCGGAGCCUUUGGAGCUGGAGAAUCCACAUCUUUCGAAAAACAGUCGCCUCGAGGUAGGCGCGGUUUGCAUGUGGGCCAAAGCUUUGGACCCAUUAGGAGACUUUUCCCAACCGGUGGUCCUUUUGGAGGUAAUGAUGUCACAGCUAUAUUCGGAACUAACACCAAUUUUUACGGCGCUAACGUUACUUCGAAGAACAGUAAGCUCUUGAUAGACUCCGACUCCUCAGAAGAUGAGAUAUUACCUAUUGGUAAAAGUUCAACUGAAAAAAAGCCUGGCUCAGGUACUGAAAAGAAAAAGAAGCCAGAAAUUGCAGACUUGGAUCCCCUUGGUGUCGAUAUGAACAUCAAGUUUGAAGAUGUCGGAGGACUUGAUAACUAUAUUGACCAACUGAAGGAAAUGGUAGCUUUACCAUUACUUUAUCCUGAGCUUUACCAGAACUUCGGUAUUACUCCUCCUCGCGGUGUUCUAUUUCAUGGUCCACCAGGUACGGGUAAGACUUUAAUGGCGAGGGCACUUGCUGCUAGCUGCUCGAGCGACGGUCAGAAAAUCACGUUUUUUAUGCGGAAGGGUGCUGAUAUUUUAUCCAAAUGGGUAGGUGAGGCAGAAAGACAGCUGAGACUCCUUUUCGAUGAAGCAAAAAAGAACCAACCCUCCAUCAUUUUUUUCGAUGAAAUUGACGGUUUGGCUCCAGUGCGAAGCUCCAAGCAGGAGCAGAUUCAUGCCAGUAUUGUAUCAACGAUGCUGGCACUUAUGGAUGGUAUGGAUAAUAGAGGGCAAGUCAUAGUUAUUGGUGCCACUAAUAGACCAGAUGCUGUUGAUCCAGCUUUAAGAAGACCUGGAAGAUUUGAUAGGGAGUUUUAUUUCCCUCUUCCGGAUUUAGAAGCACGUUCAAAGAUUCUUGAAAUCCAUACGAAGAAAUGGGAACCACCGUUAUCAAAAAUUCUUCUUGAAAAAUUAGCAUCCAUGACAAAAGGUUAUGGUGGUGCAGACCUGAGAGCACUUUGCACCGAAGCUGCGCUUAUCAGCAUACAGCGCCGAUUUCCGCAGAUUUACCAAAGCAAUGAAAAAUUGGCGAUUAACCCGUCUGACGUCAAGGUAAAAGCGCGCGACUUCAUGUUGGCUUUGGAUAAAAUAACUCCUUCUUCAGCGAGGUCGACAAGUUCUCUAGCUCGGCCGUUACCGGAGGGCAUAUCAAUUCUUCUUAAUGAGCAGCUUGAAGAAAUUAAAGAUUAUUUGAAGAAAAUCAUGCCGUCUGACUCUACAAAGCUUAAACAGGGACAAUCGAUUAUAAAGCACUUUUUGAAUUACUGCGAUGACUCGGACGAGGAUGAUUCUGCAGAACUUGCCAAAACCGAGUUUAUAAAAGCACAAGAAAAAGCACGAACGUACAGGCCAAGGCUGCUUGUUGGAGGGGCAAGUGGCAGUGGUCAGCAAUACAUUGGGCCCGCUAUCCUUCACCAUCUAGAGCAUUUCAAUGUUCAAAAACUUGACCUUGGCAAUUUGAUGUCUGACAGUACAAGAACAGUUGAAUCGGCCAUAACUCAGAUCUUUAUUGAAGCUAGGAGACGACAGCCCUCAAUUCUGUACAUACCUGAUACCGAGUUAUGGUUGCGCUGUCUCCCAGAAGGUGCUAUUUUGACUUUUGCAAGCCUUUGUCGGUCACUUAAAAGCAGUGAGCAAGUUCUUGUGCUUGCCAUAGCAAAUGGACUGGAUAAAAAUGAUAUUGCUGAAAGUUCGAUCUCAGAAAUUGGCUUCAACUCCUCUUUUAUGAGAAUCAGAGAACCUGCUUCGCAUCAAAGAAGGGCCUUCUUCCAAAAUAUAGCCAAAGUUUUGAGUAUGCCACCAGUAAAUUUUCAAAGUUCUAGAAAGCGGAAAAAUCCACUGCCAGUGCUUCCUAAAGCUCCACCAAGUCUGAAAGGCUGCGGUCUUGAUCAAGAAGGCAAGCCUUUAUCUGCUGAAGCUAAGCUUUCAAUGGAGCUUAAAUCGUUUCAAACUCAAGACAUGAAAACUAAGAAUGCUCUGAAAAUCAAACUUUCAGGAUUGAUGGAUCUCUUCAAAAAUCGAUACAAAAGAUUUCGGAAACCCCCGAUAGAAGAUGCUCUCCUCAUACAUCUUUUCGAACAAAAUGCCAGUCCAGAGAACAACAUUGAAGUUCAACCAGCCUAUGUGAAAGAUGGCGAGAUGAUUUUAGAAGUUGCAACAGGACGUAAGUUUUACAACAUGGAUCUCGAUAUCGUUGAAGAAAGGCUAUGGAAUGGCUUUUACUCGGAACCGAAACAGUAUUUGAAGGACAUCGAACUCAUAUACCAUGAUGCACAUACAAGCGGAGAUCGUGAGAGAAUUAUCAAAGCAUCUGAAAUGUUUGCCAAUGCUCAGAUGGGAAUCGAAGAAUUAUCACAGCCUGAUUUCAUUAAAGAAUGUAAAGCUGUGCGGCAAAGAGAGCUAUUGAGACAAAAGCUUUUCCUAGAGCAACAAAGCAAGGAAGCAGCUGCGGAUACCGGUGACAGGAAUCCGGUAGACAGCGCUAUUGGUGAGCCGGAAAUUGUGGCUGAACAAGGUCCGCAAGAAGAAGUUGGAGUCGGUGCCGGAAAUCAACUACAAGCACAACUUCAAAGUGAUGCUUAUCCGACAGAGACAAUUGGGAGUGAUGCAGUGCUUAAUAGCAAUGAUGGAAAUGAAAGUGCGCCUGGAGAAGCUCAUGUUAAGGCACAGGAUGAUUCUAUGAUGAAAAGCGUCGGCGAGCAAGAGGACGAGGUUCCGAUCGUUCUCAAUGGUAUUCCACAAGAUAGCAGCUCCGGAAAAUUAGUUGAAGAGUCUAGCACCGCCUCUACUCCAGAUGAAGAUCACUACCUACAAAUUGAUACGCAACGGAUGGAGGAUCUCGUGAAUCAAUUAGAGAAUUGGUCAAACGGAUAUACGGUCGAACAGCUAGAGGACUUCUAUGCAAUAGUCCUGAAUAUAGUGUGGGAAGACCGUUUCUCCUGGGAUCGAAACUCCACCAUCGAUAAGAUUUUGGAUUAUUUGAGCAGCUAG